Messenger RNA from Haliotis rubra (blacklip abalone), 1926 nucleotides. RefSeq names its product amiloride-sensitive sodium channel subunit beta-like. Gene Ontology annotation, biological process: sodium ion transmembrane transport. The record is from RefSeq and is a predicted model, not a curated record. The transcript is spliced from 14 exons. Gene Ontology annotation, molecular function: ligand-gated sodium channel activity. Gene Ontology annotation, cellular component: membrane. Bases 43 to 1926 code for a protein of 627 amino acids. Lineage: Eukaryota; Metazoa; Mollusca; Gastropoda; Lepetellida; Haliotidae.
UCCAACCUGACAUACCGAGACUACACUCAUCUCCACGCACAUAUGGAUUCACACGGAUUCCCCUACACAGACCGGAGGUUCUACACUGACAGGGCAAUGUCACAGAUGUCCGGUUCUUACGAUCCUCACUACAAGAUGCCCAAGUCAGAAGAGAACUCCGAACCGGAAGAGCGCCCGAAGAAAACGGCCAAAUCUGUAACCGCCGAGUUUGCGGACAUGACAUCUAUGAUGGGCGUCAACUAUAUCCAUCACUCCCGGAGGCUGUGGUCCAAGGGCAUUUGGCUCAUUAUCGUCCUCGGAGGAUGUGCAGCGAUGCUCUUCCACCUCUCCUACCUGGGUAAGGUGUACUUUCUUUACCCAAUUCAGACGAAACUUGAGCUUGGUUUCGACAGCUUGUCAUUUCCAGCCGUGACCGUGUGUAACAUCAACCCUAUCCGGGUCUCCAAGCUGGCUGAGGCCGGCCCUCAGAUGCAGGCCCUUAUGCAGAAUACCAACACUACCAACCUCAUCCGGUACCUCAACAACACUAAUUCAGCCGCAGAACCAUCCGCAAGUGGCAGUACCCAAGCAUCAGGGACCGGAAGUACCGCAGCAUCAGGGACCGGAAGUAGCCCUCGACCACCAAGUAGCUCCGGCAAGCGAAGACGUAAACGUUAUUUGGACGAUUUUAAAGUUAACGUCACAAACUCCUACGUCAACAUCUCUGACACCAUCAAUAACGACUUCAAUGACCAAUGGCAAAAAGAAUCACCAAGAACGACAGAAUCUGAAAUUGAGCAUGAAUUUGAAGACCUGUACAGUAAGAUACCAAGAUAUAAACGUAUCAAACUUGGACACCAGCUGAGGGAUCUUGUGGUGAAGAGUUCCUUUGCCGGAAGAACAGUGAAAAACAAUAACUACCUCAUCCACCACUCCAUGACCUACGGGAACUGUUUCACCCUGGAGUACCCGGACUUUAUCAGCCGGAAGAGUGGACCUGAUGACGGUGUUGAGAUGGUGUUGUUCCUGGAGAACUACGAAUAUCUACGUGGCUGGACAAACGGCAAUGGCGCUCACCUGGUUGUUCACGACAAGAGCACCGUGCCCCUUCUUGAACAGAACGGGGUUGCAAUAUCGGGAGGAACAGAGACGUUUAUCGGCCUCAAGAGGGUAAACAUCCAGCGCCUCGGUCGACCCUAUGGAUACUGUGAUGACGGCAUACAGUUCAAAAGGGACUUUAACGUCACAUACACACGACAGGCCUGUCAGGACUACUGCCUCGUGCGCCUCAUCGUGAACGCAUGUGGAUGCUAUGACGGUCGAGAGGGGGAUAUGAACAGGAUAUUUCAUCUGUCGGACGCCCAUAGUGACUGCAAGAAUCAGUCAGAGGAAUCCAUGAAGGUGGUAGUGCACUGUCCUCAGACAGAGGAAUCAAUGAAUGUGGUAGUGUAUUUUCCUCAGACUGAGGAAUCCAUGAAGGUGGUAGUGUAUUGUCCUCAGACAGAGGAAUCCAUGAAGGCGCAAGUCCUGGUGGAGGCGAUAUGUGCUAAGUCGGAUGAGGAACACUGCAAGAGACUACGGCGAUAUGAUGGCUACCAGCUGUCACAAAACUUCAUAAAACUCAACAUAUAUUACGAAGAUCUCAACUACGAAAACAUCACUGAGGAUGCGGAUUAUGCGGAUGCCCAGUUCCUGUCCGACAUCGGUGGGACGCUAGGGUUGUGGAUUGGCUUGUCUGUCAUCAGUGUCUUUGAGGAUUGGACAGUUUUCGGGAGCUCAUUGGCGUAUGCUGCCAAGCUAAGGGCAGCACAGAUUCCCGGAAAACGACACCACGCGUGCGCAGUGAGCCAUCCACGGACAGGCCACGUUACCCGUGACAACCCGCCUCGCUCUGAGUACGGUCGUAAACAAAAUGGCGACUACCUUGGGAGCUAUGGCUACAAGUAG